Messenger RNA from Xenia sp. Carnegie-2017, 2351 nucleotides. RefSeq names its product tRNA (guanine(37)-N1)-methyltransferase-like. Gene Ontology annotation, cellular component: mitochondrial matrix; cytoplasm. Bases 163 to 1410 code for a protein of 415 amino acids. Gene Ontology annotation, biological process: mitochondrial tRNA methylation; tRNA N1-guanine methylation. The transcript has 5 exons. Lineage: Eukaryota; Metazoa; Cnidaria; Anthozoa; Malacalcyonacea; Xeniidae. The record is from RefSeq and is a predicted model, not a curated record.
CCAUUGAGUUCUAUAAUUGAGUUAUUAUAGAACUCAAAGACUCAAACGCUCAAACAUUGAAUUAUAAAUGGCGCCAUAUUUAAGUUUUUGAAGAAAACUUUUAUCGAUUGCGGGCUGUCGAUUUUUAUCAAAAACCGUGGCUAUUUCUUCACAAAAGAGAUCAUGGCACUUCAAUUUAAUCCACCACAAAAGGUGCGUGGUAUGAAAAUACUUAACCGUGAAGCUUUUGCUGUAAAUUAUAAAGUUCCAGCUCUAAAAAUCGAUGCUCAAUUUUGCUCAGUCAUUUUGAAACAAUUAAGUGGAUGCCUAUUGAAUAAACCAAGGCUUAAAAACAUUGUUCCAGAUUCAGAUAAAGACUCGAAAAAGAAGAUUGUUCUUCUUGAUCCGACAACUUCAUUUUCCAAGAAACAAAAGGUGUUGAUAAAAGAUGGUAAUUGCGAAGAGAUUUCAUACGAAAUUGUCUUAAAUUAUGCAUAUUGGAGCACUGAUCAGAUACUCAGGGCUGUCCUACCUGAAAAUAUUCCAGAAGUUACUACUGCAUUUGAGGCCAUUGGUCAUAUUGCUCAUAUGAAUUUACGGGAUUGCCACUUGGAUUAUAAAUAUUUAAUUGGCAAAGUAAUUCUAGACAAAAAUUCUCCUCAAAUAAAAACUGUCGUCAACAAGUUAAACACAAUUGAUGAAACAUAUAGAUUUUUUAAAAUGGAGUUGUUGGCCGGUGAAGAAAACAUGAUAACCACAGUAAAAGAACAUGGGUGUACAUUUACGCUUGAUUUUUCUAAAGUAUAUUGGAACUCUAGACUACAAAGCGAACAUAAGAGGUUGGUUGACAUUUUUCAAAAGGAUGAGAUAGUAUGUGACAUGUUUGCCGGGGUUGGCCCCUUUGCCAUUCCAGCAGCUAAAAAAGGUUGUGUUGUGUAUGCCAAUGACUUGAAUCCCAACUCGUAUGAGGCUCUUGUCCAGAACUGCCAAUUGAACCAUGUCAAAGACAAGGUUCAUUGCUAUAACAUUGAUGCAAGAUUGCUACUGAAGCAUUUACUGAAAAAUGACAAAUGUUUGUAUUUUGAUCAUGUGAUCAUGAACCUUCCUGCUACAGCUGUGGAAUUUCUGCAUGUCUUCCAUGAUUUAUACUCUGAUGUUGAAGGUGUAAAAAAUGAUGUUUUUGACGAAGUCAAGCUAAAACUGCCAAAGAUUCAUUGCUAUUGCUUUUCCAAAGCUCAUGAUCCCAUCAAAGAUGCAAAAAACCAAGUUUUGUUACAAUUGGGUGUGAUGAACCUGGAAAAUUGUACUGUUCAUAAUGUUAGAAAUGUUGCUCCAAGGAAACACAUGGUCUGUGUUACAUUUCAAUUGCCUCAAUGUGUUGCUUUUGCCCAACAUCGUGUUGCAGGUGGAUCAAAAACGUUGCGAAAGUGAAGAAUUGACGUAUUCCGAUGAGUCAACAAAGAGAACUAAAGUGACCACUUAAACUUUUUCCAGGAUAAGAAAGAUCGGUUAUUGUAGUGAAGAUGUGUGCAUUAUCGAAGUUAAAGUGGAAGAAUUUACGGUGUCUUCAUCAGGAGUGAUCUGGUGUUGAAUCCUUGAGUUCCUUAUAUACUCUAUCGUUAUGGUGCGUGCAUGAUCAGUUGAAGGUAUUCGGGCAUUAAUAAGGAUCCAUCAUAUUAUUUACCUCAAGUGUCUUUCAAUAUCUUUUCUGUCAAUUUCAUCCACAAUUUCUUCAUGGCUCAUGUUAGGCUUCUGACUUGUACAUGCUUCCUUUGAUUUUUCGACAUUCUUCAACUGAUUUCCAAUCCAAUACCCUAAAGCCAAUCCUACAAUCAGUAUUAUGAGCGCAAUCACUGGGAUGCACUUGAUAAUUGCUCGUAGCUUUCUCUUUAUCUUUAUUUGGGUAUCUUUGUAUAUUUGUCUGGGCAUUUCAUGUAUUUCCUCGAAAUUAUUUUGGGACGCCCGCAUUUGAUGAUCGUAAUCCAUAUUUCUACUGCAUGAGAGCAAUGCUUGGACUAUAUGAGUAUCGAGCGACAGUGUAAGUUUACCUUACACUGUCUAUUCUUGCAAUUUUAUAUUUGCGUUGCCUAAAUCAUCUCAUUGUUUGUUUUGAAUGUGAUAAUGGUCUGUUGCUUGCUUUCACGGCGUCCUUACAACAAGAGGGAUUUUUAUGUCCAUUGUCUUCGAUGAAAGGUGACCAAGUCAUAAAUACAACUGCAUGACAGCGUUUUUAUGGCGUCUUUUUAUAGUUGGAAUCUCGUUAACACUUUAUCAAAAAGUCGAAACUGUAAACUAUAGAUUUUGUAGUUUGUACUCCUCCAACACAUAUAUGUACUAUAAAGUUUUGAAAAACAUGAAAGUUAGAAGAUGAA